CUUCCGGGUCCGGAACGGCUCCACUUGUACCGACCCACCCCAAGGGGAGACAGACGGCGGCAGCAGGCGGAUAGAGGCGAGGCGGGGGUUCCGGCCCCCGCCGGUGGUAACCCCGCUCUGCGUCCCUCCCAGCCCGGAAAAAUUACAUUCGGCCGAGAGUUCACGCUAGGGAAAUUCUCUGAAUGCCUCCGAGAAACGAGGCCCGGCGCCAUCUCACCGAAGAAUUCCGCCUUUGCCGCCGCGUGCGUUUCCUUGGCACCUCAGGAACUAAAGCCUCACUCGUUGUGUGGAUUGAGGCUCGAGCUCAAUCCCUGGGCAAGGGAACGGGGAUGCUCGGGGAUCCCGGCUUGCGGCCGUUUUCUGGACAGGCAGCUCCUUGGGCACCCGGCAGGGCCGCGUUGCCUGGCGACGGUGGGGUCCUUCUUCGCUCGGCGGCGCUCCGGGCCUGAGGGUAGAAAACCGCCGCGGAGGGCGCUGCGGGUGGGGGUGGUGGUGUUGGUGCGGGAGGUGGCCGCGUGACGGCUACGCGGGCUUGGAGCGGCUGGGCGUCCGAUCUCUGCACCUGAGAGAAAAUGGACACGGCCGACCAGACCCUAGUGGGGCCCGAGGAUGAUGGGCCUGCGCCGCCCGAAGAGGAGGAGGGAGAGGGGGGCGGCGAGGCGGGCGGCGAGGCGGGCGGGAAGGAGCCGGCAGCGGACGCGGCCCCGGGGCCCAGCGCUGCAUUCCGCCUCAUGGUGACUCGGCGGGAGCCGGCCGUGAAGCUGCAGUAUGCGGUGAGCGGUCUGGAACCGCUGGCUUGGUCCGAGGACCACCGCGUGUCAGUGUCCACGGCCCGCAGCAUCGCUGUGCUGGAGCUCAUCUGCGACGUGCACAACCCGGGCCAGGACCUGGUUAUCCACCGCACCUCGGUGCCUGCCCCCCUCAAUAGCUGCCUCCUCAAAGUUGGCUCAAAAACAGAAGUUGCUGAGUGCAAGGAGAAAUUCGCCGCCUCCAAGGACCCCACGGUCAGUCAGACUUUCAUGUUGGAUAGGGUGUUCAACCCUGAGGGGAAGGCUUUACCACCAAUGAGAGGCUUCAAGUACACCAGCUGGUCUCCCAUGGGUUGUGAUGCUAAUGGCAGGUGCCUCUUGGCAGCACUGACCAUGGACAAUCGCCUGACCAUCCAGGCGAAUCUCAACAGACUGCAGUGGGUCCAGCUGGUUGACCUGACUGAGAUCUACGGAGAACGUCUUUAUGAGACCAGUUACAGGCUCUCUAAAAGUGAGGCCCCAGAAGGAAAUCUCGGGGAUUUUGCUGAGUUUCAGAGGAGACACAGCAUGCAGACCCCAGUCAGAAUGGAGUGGUCGGGCAUCUGCACCACUCAGCAGGUCAAGCAUAACAACGAAUGCCGGGACGUCGGCAGUGUGCUCCUGGCCGUCCUCUUUGAAAACGGUAACAUCGCCGUGUGGCAGUUUCAGCUGCCAUUUGUAGGAAAAGAAUCCAUCUCUUCAUGCAACACGAUUGAGUCAGGAAUCACCUCUCCCAGUGUACUGUUUUGGUGGGAAUAUGAGCAUAAUAAUCGAAAAAUGAGUGGCCUUAUUGUAGGGAGUGCUUUCGGACCUGUAAAAAUUCUUCCUGUCAAUCUCAAAGCAGUCAAAGGCUAUUUCACUUUAAGGCAGCCUGUUAUCUUGUGGAAAGAAAUGGACCAGUUGCCUGUGCACAGCAUCAAAUGUGUGCCACUUUAUCACCCUUACCAGAAGUGUAGUUGCAGCCUAGUAGUAGCUGCAAGAGGCUCCUAUGUAUUUUGGUGUCUUCUUCUGAUCUCCAAAGCAGGGCUGAAUGUUCACAAUUCCCACGUGACAGGCCUUCACUCACUGCCGAUUGUCUCCAUGACUGCAGACAAACAGAAUGGAACGGUCUAUACUUGCUCGAGUGACGGGAAAGUGAGGCAGCUGAUUCCCAUUUUCACAGAUGUCGCAUUAAAGUUUGAACACCAGUUGAUUAAACUCUCAGAUGUGUUUGGCUCAGUGAGGACUCAUGGGAUAGCAGUGAGCCCCUGUGGUGCGUACCUGGCCAUCAUUACCACUGAGGGCAUGGUCAACGGCCUCCACCCCGUUAACAAAAACUACCAGGUCCAGUUUGUUACUCUCAAAACCUUUGAAGAGGCAGCUGCCCAGCUCCUGGAAUCUUCUGUUCAGAACCUUUUUAAGCAGGUAGAUUUAAUAGACCUAGUACGCUGGAAGAUUUUAAAAGAUAAACAUAUCCCUCAGUUUUUACAAGAAGCUUUGGAAAAGAAGAUUGAAAGCAGUGGAGUCACCUACUUUUGGCGUUUUAAGCUUUUCCUCCUGAGGAUUUUAUAUCAGUCAAUGCAGAAAACCCCUUCAGAAGCCUUAUGGAAACCCACCCAGGAGGACUCCAAAAUCUUACUAGUGGAUUCACCUGGAAUGGGCAAUCCUGAGGAUGAACAGCAGGAAGAAGGCACUUCUUCCAAACAGGUGGUAAAGCAAGGCCUGCAGGAGAGGAGUAAGGAAGGAGAUGGAGAGGAGCCCGCGGAUGACUCACUCGCCCAGACUGGAGAUACCGGAGGCCGUGAGCCAAUGGAAGAGAAACUCCUGGAAAUCCAAGGGAAAAUUGAAGCCGUGGAGAUGCACUUGACCAGGGAACACAUGAAGCGAGUCUUAGGAGAGGUGUAUCUGCACACCUGGAUCACGGAAAACACUAGCAUCCCCACCCGAGGACUCUGUAACUUUUUAAUGUCUGAUGAAGAGUAUGAUGACAGAACAGCACGGGUGCUGAUUGGACACAUCUCAAAGAAGAUGAACAAACAAACUUUCCCUGAGCAUUGUAGUUUGUGUAAAGAGAUCUUGCCAUUCACAGAUCGCAAACAGGCAGUCUGUUCCAAUGGCCACAUUUGGCUCCGGUGCUUCUUAACCUACCAGUCCUGUCAGAGUUUGAUAUAUAGACGGUGUUUGCUCCAUGACAGCAUUGCCCGGCAUCCAGCUCCAGAAGAUCCUGACUGGAUUAAGAGGUUACUGCAAAGCCCCUGCCCUUUCUGUGACUCUCCUGUCUUCUAAAUAAUCAGUGAUGGAAAGAUGGAAGGACAUAAUGAACUCUGCCAUAGAAAACUUCAGCCUGAAGAGCCUGAAGAGAAGGAUGUGCUGGAGGAAGCUCCCUCUUGAGUGGAGAGAAGCCCUUGAUGACUGUGAAGAGCCCCUGAAGCUCAUUUCUGAAGCACACUCAUCUCCAGGGACUCAAGGAUGUCCUCUGAAAUGGCCAAUUUCAGACAGUUGGAGUCGUUUUGAGAUGAGCAUUAGCCCCGGCUUUGUAACCAAUGAGGAACACUUAUUUUUAAAUAUCUUGACGGACACAAUUUGAACACAAUGUCCCGUCAUUUCUAGGAACAGAAUGGUCUCUUCUAGAGAGUUUGGAUAAGGACCUUGCUGGGUUGAGUUAGGUUUUCAUCUUUGCUUUGGUCUGGAACUGCCUUCGGGCUCCAGAACUUAAAUUGCCUGGUCCAUGGCAUCUGAUGUACCAACAGAGAGUAAAAGUACAUAAAGCA
Saimiri boliviensis boliviensis (Bolivian squirrel monkey) is the source of this 3538-nucleotide messenger RNA. RefSeq names its product general transcription factor IIIC subunit 4 (gene GTF3C4). The record is from RefSeq and is a predicted model, not a curated record. Gene Ontology annotation, biological process: transcription initiation at RNA polymerase III promoter. Gene Ontology annotation, cellular component: transcription factor TFIIIC complex. Gene Ontology annotation, molecular function: protein binding; histone acetyltransferase activity. Lineage: Eukaryota; Metazoa; Chordata; Mammalia; Primates; Cebidae.